UCAAUGAAUAAUCAUUGUUCAGGGGCUGGCAGUCUAAUAAGCUCAUACAAUGGACCAACUUGAAUCCCAUGCAAAUGCUCGAGGACAUGAAAAAGCUGGAGUACAGUUUUCCGUACAAAAUUCUCGAGGAUUACAUGAAGCAAGCGGGCAUCAGCAACGGGUAUCAGAGCAAACCUUGUCUCGAUCCACGGGACCCUGAGUGUCCCGACAGCGCGCCCAAUAAAAAAACGAAGCAGGUGCCUGACAUCGGUGCCGAGCUAACGGGAGGCUGUUACGGGUUUGCUGCCAAGUACAUGCACUGGCCCGAAGAAUUGGUAGUUGGUGGUGGCAAGCACAACAAAAGCGGCCACCUGACCCGCGCCGCCGCCCUUCAAACCGUCAUCCAACUGAUGGGCGAGCGCGAGAUCUACGAUUACUAUAGCAACACCUACAAGGUCCACCACAUCGACUGGACCCAGGAGAAGGCCAGCCAAGUGCUCGACGCCUGGCAGCGCAUGUUCAGCAAACAGCUCAAGAAGAUCCAGAACUCGAGCGAGUCCGGGCCCUACAACGUCUACUCCUUCAGCACGCUCAACAUGAACGACAUUCUCAGCAAGUACAGCGAGCUCUCGCCCCUGAAGGUCGUCAUUGGCUGCGGUAUCAUGGUGCUCUACGCCGGCGUGGUUCUCUGGCGCUGGAAGGACCGGGUGCGCUCGCAAUCCGCCGUCGGUAUGGCCGGAGUCGUGCUCGUUUGCGCCACCCUCGCCGCCAGUCUGGGUUUUUGCGCGCUUUUCGGCAUCCCCUUCAACGCUGCCAGCACGCAGAUCGUGCCCUUCCUUAGCCUCGGUCUCGGUGUUCACGACAUCUUUCUGCUCACCCACACGUACGCCGAGCUCUCGGUGAAGGAAGUGCCGCGCGCCGAGCAGACCGGCGUAGUGCUCAAGCGGGCCGGGCUCUCGGUACUGCUCGCCGGUUUGUGCAACGUGGCUGCCUUCUUUGCCGCAGCCAUCAUACCUAUCCCGGCUCUGCGGGUCUUCUCGCUGCAGGCUGGGGUGCUGCAGCUGUUCAAUCUAGUGGCUAUGCUGCUCGUCUUCCCGGCUAUGAUCAGUCUCGAUCUUAGGCGCAGGCGAUCCGGACGCUCGGACAUUCUCUGCUGCUGUCUGCCGGAGCGAAACCCGCGGACGAGUCAUAACCCGCGCCACCACCAGGUGAAACAGCAGCAGCAGCAGACCUGGCUCGAGGCGGGGGAGGACGAGAGUCUGACGGGUUGCGUGCAGGACGACUGCCUGAGCUUCUCGCUGACGCAGUUGGCAGCCAAGUACUACGCGCCGUUCAUCACUCGGCCCUCGACGAAGGCGCUGGGCAUGCUCUUGCUCGCUGGAUUGUUGGGAUGUAGCGUGUGGCAGGCCAUGCGCGUCACGGACGGUCUCGAUCUCACCGAUCUCGUGCCCCUGCACUCGGACGAGCACGCCUUCCUCGAGGCCCAGUCGAAGCACUUUGGCUUCUACAACAUGCACGCCGUGACGGGCCGAGACUUUGAUUAUCCAAACAACCAGCGGCUGAUCUACGAGUACCACGACGCCUUCAUGCGUAUCAAGAACGUGAUAAAAAAUGACGACGGUGGUCUACCAGAGUUUUGGCUGAGCCUCUUCCGUGACUGGCUGAAGAGGCUGCAGGAAGCUUUCGACCACGAUUAUCGCGGCAACUGCAUCACGACCGAGGGUUGGCACAAAAAUGCCAGUGACGAGGGUAUUUUGGCUUACAAGUUGCUCGUGCAGACCGGCCGCGUUGACGAUCCAACGGAAAAGUCUCCGGUCGCGGUUAAGCGUCUCGUCGACUCUGACGGCAUAAUCAACCCAAAGGCCUUUUACAAUUACCUGAGUGCCUGGGCGUCAAACGAUGCUCUCGCGUACGGCGCUUCCCAGGGCAAUUUGAGGCCCGAGCCCAAACAGUGGAUCUACAGCAACGAUCAUGAGCUCAAGAUCCCAAAGAGCUCGCCGCUCACCUACGCCCAGAUGCCCUUCUACUUGCACAAGCUCACGGAAACGUCGGACAUUAGCGAGCUUAUAACCAGUGUGCGUCGUUUGUGCCGGCGUUUCGAGGAAAGGGGCUUGCCAAAUUUUCCAUCGGGCAUACCCUUCAUGUUCUGGGAGCAGUACAUAGAUCUGAGAAGCUGCCUGGGCUUGGCCCUACUGGCCGCGCUCGGUGCUAGUCUCUUUGUCGUCGGAUUGUUGCUGCUGAACCUCUGGGCCGCCAUUCUCGUGGGCACUUCGCUCGCGGGCGUCGUUCUCCAGCUGUUUGGUUUUAUGGGACUGUGUGGUAUUAAACUCAGUGCGGUCACGGCCGUUCUGCUGGUGGUCAGCGUCGGCAUCGCUGUACACUUUACCGUCCACAUAUGCUUGAGUUUUAUCACAUGCGUGGGCAGCCGAGAUCGGAGAGUGCGGCUCGCGAUGGAGCACAUGAGCGCGCCCGUGGUCCACGGGGCCCUCACCAUUCUCCUGGCGGUACUCAUGCUGGCGUUCUCCGAGUUUGAGUUCAUCGUCCGGUACUUCUUCCUCGUGCUCAUCUGCCUGGUGGGCAUCGGUCUGCUCAACGGGCUCUUUUUCUUUCCGAUUCUCCUGUCGUUGAUCGGCCCAUCGGCGGAGGUGAUACCGAUCGAGCACCCCGAUCGAAUAUCGACGCCGACGCCGCCGACAUCGCCGAUCCUGCGGAGGUCCUCGAAACCACCGGCGCCACCGCGGCGCUCCUACAAAAUUGAAAACGCGAGGCUGCACGCCGAGCCGUCGCUCACGACGAUCACCGAGGAGCCAAACUCGUGGCACAGCCAACAAGAGUCCUGCAUCAUCGUGCAGCCAGAAGUCAAAGUUGAAACUUCCACCUGCGCCAAUCAGAACUGCAACGGAUCAGACUCGAGUGGCUCUAGUCGCACCUCUCCAGUUCCAACAAUGUCUCAUAUCACUACUAAAGUCACUGCCACGGUUACUGCCAAGGUCGAGGUUCACACUCCAUUGACGAGAGGAAGGGAUCGGAGUGACAACUGUCGACACGGAGGUGGCAGAAGAAGCUCGCGCUGCAACGUGUCGGUCAACACAGCCGAGUCUUCCGGCUCGAGUUCUGAGCCGGAUUCUGAUACAAACACGAACGGCAAGCGUUAGCAGGUGGA
Copidosoma floridanum is the source of this 3142-nucleotide messenger RNA. RefSeq names its product protein patched (gene ptc). Lineage: Eukaryota; Metazoa; Arthropoda; Insecta; Hymenoptera; Encyrtidae. The record is from RefSeq and is a predicted model, not a curated record. Gene Ontology annotation, cellular component: plasma membrane. Gene Ontology annotation, biological process: negative regulation of smoothened signaling pathway. Gene Ontology annotation, molecular function: hedgehog family protein binding; smoothened binding; hedgehog receptor activity.